Molecule: messenger RNA, 1035 nt
Organism: Penicillium cinerascens
Lineage: Eukaryota; Fungi; Ascomycota; Eurotiomycetes; Eurotiales; Aspergillaceae
Product: Metalloprotease
Exons: 4
Coding region: 1-1035 (344 amino acids)
Molecular function (GO): metalloendopeptidase activity
Source: RefSeq, a predicted model, not a curated record
AUGGGCGGCGAGUGUGACGAUAUACUGCCGAAGGUCAACGCGAUGGCACCCGAAGUGCAAAAGUUGGUUGAUGCUGCAAUCAACGCCAUCGACCUCAUUCUCAGAGAUCCAACUAUCUUGGAGCGAACCAAUUCAAAUAAUCAAGGGAAAAAUAGAGAACGGAUCCUUCUGCUUGCACGGCAAAUCUUUGGCGCUGAAUUCGGCUCGAGUUUUAAGAAGAGUCCGUUGAAGUAUUUGAAGCUCGAUAAUGAUUCUAUUGCUGCUAUGACUACCGUGAAAGAAAACUUUAAAGACAUUCAAAAAUAUAUCACAAGCGGAGGCAACUCUAAAUGGCGAUUCGCCUGCGGCGAUUCGUGGACCAAAAAGGUCAACACGCUGCAAACAAACUACAUCCCUUAUACCAAAGAUACGCCCAUUAAAGAAGUCGCUGGCCUUAAUGGUGGUUACGGAAGGCGGGCAUUCGCCGACUACACCUGGUACGACCAGGGAGGGCCGAAGAUGAACCCCGCACCACCUGAGAACCCCGACGAAAGUGAAGCAGAUAAAGAAAAACGCUGGAAAAUCCAAUCGACGUGGUAUUAUGUCGCAAGUAAAGGAUGGAGUGAGGACGGACCGUGCAAGGGUGUUAAACAUACAAAUGAAGCGCCAGAAGCAGAAACCAUGGACUCAAAACGAAUCAUCUACUUUUGCUCAGAGGUUUGGGACAAAGUCACCAGAAAUGUGUGGAAGGCAGACCUGACCCAACUAACGGGGAAUAUUCCGACCGAUGGGACCGCUCAUCUGGACAAUUACCAGAGUCCUGGGGCAACUUUGCUCCACGAGAUGACUCAUCAACUCUCUAGAACAAACGAUGACCUUGGCUAUAAUUUCCAGAAUGUUCAAAAGGGACGAACCCAGCGUCAGCAAGCAAUUCUAAACGCUGAUAACUACAAUUACUUUGCGGCGGCCGCAUAUCUAUCUAACUAUGAAUGGCACUCUGGCGUUGCGAGAUCACUCGGAACCCAAGAGACACAAAUUCAUACUACCUCUCGUUAG